AUGGCGCUUCACGCCCCGGUCCUCGUGCUGAAGGACUCGCUGAAGCGGGAGACUGGCGCGAAGGUUCACCAAGCCAACAUCCAUACUGCCAAGGCUGUUGCUGACAUCAUACGCACCACAUUAGGUCCCAGAUCCAUGCUGAAAAUGCUUCUGGAUGCUGGUGGAGGUAUUGUGGUUACUAAUGAUGGUAAUGCUAUUUUGAGGGAAAUAGACAUCGCACACCCUGCUGCCAAGUCUAUGAUUGAACUAAGUCGUACACAGGAUGAAGAAGUUGGUGAUGGCACUACAUCUGUCAUUGUUCUAGCUGGAGAGAUGCUACACGUUGCACAGGCAUUCAUUGACAAGAACUACCAUCCAACUGUUAUUUUCCGAGCAUACACCAAAGCGCUUGAUGAUGCUAUUGCUGUACUUGACAAAAUUGCAAUGCCUGUCGAUGUGAAUGAUCGUGGGGCAAUGCUAGGCCUUGUGAAGAGCUCCAUUGGUACAAAAUUCACUGGCCAGUUUGGUGACCUUAUUGCUGACCUUGCUAUCGAUGCUACGACAACUGCAGGCGUUGACCUUGGUCAGGGUAUGCGUGAAGUUGAUAUCAAGAAAUACAUUAAAGUUGAAAAGCUUCCUGGUGGUCAGUUGGAGGAUUCUAGAGUCCUUAAAGGAGUUAUGAUCAAUAAGGAUGUUGUGGCUCCUGGAAAAAUGAGGAGAAAGAUAGUUAACCCCCGUAUCAUCCUGUUGGACUGCCCUGUUGAGUAUAAGAAAGGAGAAAAUCAGACCAACGCUGAGUUGAUGAAGGAAGAAGAUUGGCAGGUUCUGCUAGAGAUGGAGGAAGAAUACAUAAAGAGCCUGUGCGCUCAAAUUCUAAAAUUCAAGCCUGAUUUAGUAAUCACAGAGAAAGGGCUCAGUGAUCUCGCUAUCCAUUAUUUGAGCAAGACUGGUGUUAGUGCAAUCCGUAGACUUAGGAAAACUGACAACAACAGGAUUGCUAAAGCUUGUGGAGCAGUCAUAGUGAACAGGCCUGAGGAGCUCCAAGAAUCUGAUGUGGGAACAGGAGCUGGCCUGUUUGAGGUCAAGAAGAUAGGCGAUGAAUUCUUUGCCUUUAUUGUUGACUGUAAAGAUCCCAAGGCAUGUACUGUUCUGUUGAGGGGAGCAAGUAAGGAUGUAUUGAAUGAAGUUGAGAGAAACCUGCAGGAUGCCAUGUCCGUUGCAAGAAACAUUUUGAAAAAUCCAAAACUCCUUCCUGGAGGUGGUGCUACAGAGCUGACUGUGUCAGCAACACUGAAGCAAAAGAGUUCUUCAGUUGAAGGCGUGGAAAAGUGGCCCUAUGAAGCUGCUGCUCUAGCAUUUGAGGCAAUUCCAAGGACUUUGGCCCAAAAUUGCGGUUUGAAUGUUAUUAGGAUAAUGACACAACUUCAGGGAAAGCAUGCUAAUGGUGAAAAUGCGUGGGUUGGCAUUGAUGGAAGGAGUGGUGAUAUUGUUGACAUGAAAGAGCGAAAGAUCUGGGAUUCAUACAGCGUUAAAGCGCAGACGUUCAAGACAGCAAUCGAGGCUGCUUGCAUGCUUUUGAGAAUCGAUGACAUUGUCAGCGGUAUCAAGAAGAAGCAGGCUCCUGGAGCCUCAGCUCCAAAACAACCCCAAAUUGAAACUGAGGGCGAUGCUGACAAUGAGCAGAUGAUCCCAGAGUAG
This is a messenger RNA of Miscanthus lutarioriparius, 1677 nucleotides long. Lineage: Eukaryota; Viridiplantae; Streptophyta; Magnoliopsida; Poales; Poaceae. The record is from the annotation of a GenBank genome assembly.